AUGUUGCUUCUUGCCACGGCUAUUGCGCGAGGUCCACUCUUCCGAGCGGAUGCGUGCGAGGAGAAGGCCGCAGAGGCCAAGCUUUUCCUGACGUUUCAGUCUGACAGGCUUGCUCGGCGAAAUGGAGAAAACCAAGAGGCCGUCACAGUUUGUUUGUUGCUUUCUACUGUCCUCUGCAUCAGGCGCAACCGCCCUCUAGAGAAAGGCGACCCGGCCACCGCUGCGCAGAAGCGAGCCGCGUGGGUCUCGGUUCCCUUCUUUGCGCUCUGGCUGGAUUCUUUCUGCUGGUCGUUACCUCGUCAGGCCAACGCCGCGGACCCGGCUUCUGUGUAG
Messenger RNA from Symbiodinium sp. CCMP2592, 333 nucleotides. NCBI's taxonomy places the organism in Eukaryota, Dinophyceae, Suessiales, Symbiodiniaceae. The record is from the annotation of a GenBank genome assembly.